CGACAAAAAAUAGCAUCUUCUGAAAGGAUUGAAGAUUGUGCAAGGUUACCCGAAACAAGUCGGUUGAAGAAGAAAGUUGCUGAAAAACCAGGACUGAUAAAUCAACUAACAAGAUGACGACACAAUAAUUUAAGUUGAAGAAAUUGAAGAAUGUGCACGAAUUAUUUGAAAACACAAUUUGAAAACAAUAUCCGUGUGAUGGAGAGGAAGGAUUUUGACGAAACAAUAAAAAUGAUCAGCGACAACAUGUACGGACUAUGGCUACAAAAUUUAAAAGAUUGUUUUAGACAGAACAUAAAGGCCCAGAACAUUCUACUCGCUGUCACCACAGGGCUAAUGAUUUUGCUUGAUGGAGACAUCUGUACGUUUAUUUUUAUCAUUUUCGCUCAAGAGUCGUCGCUGGCGUUAGCAUACAUGUUAAAAUUCUACAUUGGUAUUGAAAACGAACUGAAGGACUUGAGACAUAUUGGAGUACCUUCGAAAAAAUACAUUAAAUUCUGGAUAUUAGAUGGAAUCAUAAAUAACCAAAAACAGAUUGUUGCAUCUGUUGCGCUUACGACAACUUGCGACAAAGAUUAUGAUUCAACGCAAACAGUGGAAUUAAAGAGAUUAUCUGUCACGCCUAAUCUACGAAGAAUGAAAAUUGGCUCCAAGAUGCUUGAGCAUGCUCUACAGAAAGCUACAGAAAUGGGAUUUCAGCGUAUGGUGCUUUACUGCUCAGACAGGCAACCGCCAGCUAUCGAAUUGUACAAAAGAUAUGGAUUCAAAACAUUUAAGAUUAUCGAUAAAACAAUGUUUUCCGUUCUGUCCGGGUGGACAGAUUAUUUAGUAAGCGGAACAAACAAGGAAUGA
Molecule: messenger RNA, 852 nt
Organism: Styela clava
Lineage: Eukaryota; Metazoa; Chordata; Ascidiacea; Stolidobranchia; Styelidae
Source: RefSeq, a predicted model, not a curated record